Anopheles cruzii is the source of this 871-nucleotide messenger RNA. It is a transcript of the gene Vha13, whose product is annotated as V-type proton ATPase subunit G. Gene Ontology annotation, molecular function: proton-transporting ATPase activity, rotational mechanism. The record is from RefSeq and is a predicted model, not a curated record. Lineage: Eukaryota; Metazoa; Arthropoda; Insecta; Diptera; Culicidae. Gene Ontology annotation, cellular component: vacuolar proton-transporting V-type ATPase complex. The transcript has 3 exons. The coding region runs from base 123 to 473 and encodes 116 amino acids. Gene Ontology annotation, biological process: proton transmembrane transport.
CACUGCAAAUCAGCUCGUGACUUCGAGACGGUCAGUUCGCUCGGUUUUCAGUGCAGUGCGCGCUCUCGUUUUCCUCAGUUCGACGGUUUCAGUACGGUGCAGGGAAAAAGUCCUCCUACACGAUGGCCAGCAACACCCAGGGCAUCCAGCAGCUGCUGGCCGCGGAAAAGAAGGCCGCCGAUAAGGUGGGCGAAGCGCGCAAACGCAAGGCACGUCGUCUGAAGCAGGCCAAGGAUGAGGCCACGGAGGAAAUUGAAAAGUACCGCGCGGAGCGUGAUCGCACCUUCAAGGAGUUCGAAGCUAAGCACGUUGGAUCACGUGAAGGCGUUUCGAACAAGAUCGAUGCCGACACCCGGGCUCGCAUCGACGAGAUGAACCGUGCGCUGGGCACCCAAAAGGAACCGGUCAUCCUGGAUGUGCUGUCGUUCGUGUACGCUAUCAAGACGGAGGUGCACAAGAACUACCGCCAGUAACCGGGAUCUCCGGAAGGUGGUGGAAGCCCAUCGUCAUAACCCGUGCGAGCACCCGGUUUCCAGCGCACCGGUUCUGCGAGCUGAUUUUCUAACGAACAUUCCGACGAACAUGUUUGACGUAGCUUCUCCGCAAUCCAUGUGGGAACCACGCAACAGUUGGUAGCGUUGAUUCACACCUUUUUUGUUUGAUCCUUCACACAGUUCCACGAUUCGUGUAUCACAUUUUCUUUUUGUUGCCGGAUGGGUCCGCCGUCGAGUACUGUCGGUCGUUAUCAUCCUACCAAGCCCAAUGGAUGUUCAAAGUGGUUUACUGUAUUUUAAUGUGCUAAUGUAAGAUUAUGUAAAAAAGGAAACGCUCUAGGUUAUGCAUAAUAAAGUAUGUGUUAAGUAAAAACGCA